AUAAAAUAGUCGAUAAAAAGCCCAAAGUGCGGCUUUGCGGUACUUUGUACUGCCUAGCAUCCCAAGUCCUUCCUCGUGCGGCAUGUCGGGUCAGACUGUAUUCGAAAGCCCCGUGACCAUCAACUCCGACGUUUGUCGCGCCGGCGACGCGAAAAAACUGCUGCCGAGAACAACGACGUACCCCCGUCUCAGCGAUGCCUUCCGCAACGUCGUCACCCGAAACGAGGUGGAGGAUCUGGUGCGACGCGCCCUAUCCCCGGACGCCGAGCUCGUGGAUUACCACCUGCGACCGUACUCCGAGGAGAAGAUCGGUUACCUGGGCUCGCACCUCUGCUUGGUAACCGCGACGAGGCAACCCGGCCGCGAGGAGUUGCAGAAACGCAGCUUCUUCGUGAAAACUGUGCCCUACGACGUGCCCAGCCAGGUGGCCUACAUCGAGGAAAAGGGCUGCUUCAAGAAGGAGGCAGCCUUCGCCGAGUCGCUGCUUCCCCUGCUCACGAGGAACUACAGGGGCGUCUCGUGGACGCCAAAAUGUUACCUGGUGAAAAAGAACACCCUAGUUUUCGAGGACAUGAAGUUCAAGGGCUUCUCCAACAGACCGAAGCUCUUCGACGUGAAAACGACGAAGGCGGCUGCCACGUGUAUCGCCAGAUUCCACGCCAGUUCGUUGCUGGCGGAGGACCAAUCGAAGGGCGCGUCGUUGACGGACGUGUGCCCGGUAAUAUUGGAGGAGUCCGAGUUCGUGAGGACGGGUCGCAGCUACGAGUGGUACUCGAACGCGAUGGAUUUCGCCGUGUGGCUGGCCAACGACCUGGGCCUGGAUUCCAGUUGCAUUAGGCGAGCCGGCGAGCUCGUCUUCGACAUGUGCCGGCCAUCGGCGAACAAAACCAACGUUUUGAGCCACGGGGAUCUCUGGAGCAGCAAUUUCAUGUUCGACGAGUCCGACCAGUGCAACCUCAUAGAUUUCCAAUUGAUCCGUUACGCGCCUCUGGCCCACGAUCUCAUGCAGUUCCUCCACCUGUGCACUACCCGAGACUUGAGGAGGAGGCACGAGCGAGAGAUCAUCCAACACUAUUACGCCGUUCUCAACGACAAUUUGGCGGUGAGCCGUUACAGCGGGCCCGUGCCGAGUUACGAAGAACUGCUCCAAGGAGUGGAGGAGCAGAGGCUCCCGGCUCUGGUCACGGCCAUCAUAUUCCACCCGACGGUUUUCAUGGACGGCAAGAUCGCGGCGAGCAUCAUGAACGAUCCCGACACCUACGAAGCUUACUACUUUCGGGACCGCGUGCCCUUUGUGCGGGACAUCAUGACCCGGGAUCGGGCGUACAAGGAGAACAUCGAGGAAACCCUCAGGGAACUUGUUGAGCUGUCCCUCAAGGUUGACGGCUUACCUCGACCCUCGUAGCUGACGCGUAUGGAAAUUAAUGACGAACCAUAUGUACAAAUUGUACGUUACAAAAACAAACAUUCGUGAGACUUGAUAAGUACGGGACUUUGGGCAAAGUAAUUUUUUUUUUUUUUUUUAGUGAAAAUUUUCGUAACUGUAGAUGAUGAAGAAAAAAUAAUAAUAAAAAUUAGAAAAUGGUAUUUUUCGUUAACUUUAAUACGGAGCGGGAUAUGGUUACCUAAUUCAUGUCCUUUUUUUUAUAAUGGUAAAAAAAAGUCAUUGGUACAUGAGCAGUAAGUAACAAGUUACAGGGUUAAUUGGCUAGUUAAGUACAUACUCAAGUCCAUGUAUUUUCACAUGCUAUUCAUAUAUUUAGUAGUGCUUCGAUAUUAGGAAUGUAAUAACAAUUAACGGAAAUGUAUAAAAAAGAAUAAUACGGCUAGAGUCACCGAGAAAAGUUACGCAAAUCGCUGAAUUGUCGAAAUGGACGCGGAUUAAGUACUCAGUUUAUUUAUUUGAUCAUUUUGCGUAAAUAUGUACAUCUCUAGUACUUAAGGACUCAAAUUGAUACAGUCGAUCAUGAAAAAAAAAAUUUUAAAUAAAAUAAAAUACAAGUACGCCAAGGAGUAAUUUUUUACAGCACCACAGCUAAAAAAUAUGCACGCCCAAGAAUGCGUCAAUAAGAUUAAUUGUUAUCAAAA
Molecule: messenger RNA, 2088 nt
Organism: Copidosoma floridanum
Lineage: Eukaryota; Metazoa; Arthropoda; Insecta; Hymenoptera; Encyrtidae
Source: RefSeq, a predicted model, not a curated record